CGCGAGCCGCCCGAGGAGCCGCGCCGGCGCUCGGCCUUUAAGCAGCGGCCCGGGAGGAGGGGGCGCGGCGCGGCUCUGAAUGGGGCGCCGCGAGGCCGGGCUUGGCUUUGUGCGGCCAGCCCGCGGGCACCCCGCCCGGCCCCCGCCCCGCCCACCGCGACCCCUGCUGCCGCGGAGCGGAGACCCGGCGGUCGCCGCGGACUCGGGCUAGAAGGACGUAAGGUCAGCGGCGGACGCGCGCGGAGGGCGCCCGUGUGCCGGGUGGGCGGCGGGAGCGUCCGCGAGCUGGCGGGAGGGCUCCCUGGAGUAGCCAGAAGUGGAUUCCAUCAUGGCAGAACUCAAGGUGGAGACCCGAGCCAGCGUAGACUGGCAGAAGCGCUGCCUGGCCUUGGAAACCCAGCUCUUCCGGUUCCGCCUGCAGGCCAGCAAGAUCAGGGAGCUGCUGGCUGACAAGAUGCAGGAGCUGGAGCAGAGGCUGCUGGAGGCAGAGCAGAGAGCAGAGAAUGCGGAGACCCAGGUGGGUGUGAUGGAGGAAAAGGUGAAACUGUCCAAUCUGAAGAAUGUGGACUCAGCCGGCAGCCUGCACCGGAAGUACCAGGAAUUGCUGAAAGCCAUGCAGAGCAAAGAUGAGCUUAUCAGCCAGCUGGAGGCACAGCUGGAGAAGCAGAAGCAAAUGAGAGCUGAAGAAGCAAAAGUUGUCCAAGAAAAAGCUGCAAAGAUCAAAGAAUGGGUGACCCUGAAGUUAGCAGAGCUUGAGAUGGAGAAUCAGCACCUGAGGAGCAGUAAUCAGCAGUUGGUAGAGCAGGUGGGAGCCCUUCAAGAUGCUCUAGAAGCUCUUCAGAUGGCACCUUCGGGAAAGCUGUUGGUGGCCCCCCAGGAAACCCCAGAGCAGGAUUCUGGCUCUUCAGGGCCAGGGACCCAGCCGACAGGGCAGGACCAUGGUCCUCAGGCCCAGGGUGCCCUGAAGGCAGCUAUGCCUGCACCUUCUACAGGUGCUCUGCAGAGCAAGGACUGUGUUCCUAAAGCAGGAAUUUUCUUGGAGGAUUCGAGUUCCAUCAUGGUCCAUCCUGGAGAAAUAUCAGAGGCCAAGACCUUUCCACCUCGUCUGGGAAGAGAGGGUUCUCCCCGCCGGCUGUGUGUGAAGUCUCGCACCCACAGACAUGGUUCAGCUUCCUGGGGUGAGGGCCUGGUCAUUGCUCAGGGUGGGACACUCCCUGGGACAAAGAACUCUGCCAGGGAAGGUGGUCCGGGCUGCAGCCUGACUCUCCCGAAAGUGCGGGCCCCCAGCAACCCCCGGGACAGCAUCCAGCUGGCCAAGCGGCACCACAGCCAGCCCCAGGUGGGCCCUGGGCCCUUCAACCACGUGGUGAGCAUUGAGGUUGGGACCCUCUCAGCCCUCCACCCCUCCAGCCUUCCUGAGGUGGAGGCCCGAGCUGAGCUCCGGGAGGAACCAGAAAACAUGGAGAUGGAGGAGCAACCCCCAGCCGGGAAGAAGGAGGAAAGAAAGAGCCCGAAGGCCCCCAGAGCUGAGCCGGAGGAAGUGGAUUUGGGCAACAAACCUCCCACACCCCCUCUGCACCGGUUUCCAUCCUGGGAGAGCCGGAUCUACGCGGUGGCUAUGGCUGGCAUGCGGCUCUCAGACGCAUCUCCCAGAACUAUUGCCACCUGUUGCGCUUCAAGCCCUCCUGCCCUUGCGUCCCCUGGGCCUUUCUCUGGCCUUGUCUACAAGAAUGUCACCGUGCCUGUCUACACAGCCCUGAAGGGGAGAGCCACGCAGAUCAGCACUGUACCCUUUGUGGACGAGUCCUCUGGGUCUGACGAUGACUGCAGCUCUCAGGCGAGUUUCCGAACUUCGGUCCCCUGCUCUGAGUCCAGGAAGACCAGUGGACUGGGCAGCCCUCGGGCCAUCAAGAGAGCAGGCGUCUCCAUGUCCUCGCUGAGCUCCGAGGGAGACUACGCCAUCCCCCCAGAUGCCUGCUCGCUGGACAGUGACUACUCAGAGCCUGAGCACAAACUACAGCGCACCUCGUCCUACUCCACCGAGGGGCUGGGCCUGGGCGGGGAGUCCCUGGAGAAGUCGGGCUACCUGCUAAAAAUGGGGAGUCGGGUGAAGACGUGGAAGAGGCGCUGGUUUGUCCUGAGACAGGGACAGAUUAUGUACUACAAGUCCCCGAGUGAUGUCAUCCGGAAACCUCAAGGUCAAGUGGAACUGAAUUCCCGUUGCCAAAUUGUUCGAGGGGAGGGUGCACAGACAUUCCAGCUUAUCUCUGAGAAGAAAACCUAUUACCUGACGGCUGACUCACCCAGCCUGCUGGAGGAGUGGAUCCGAGUACUGCAGAGCCUGCUGAAGGUCCAGGCCAUUGGGCCUCUGGCCCUGCCACAGGGUGGCAUCAAGCCCACCGUGAAGGGCUGGCUGACUAAGGUAAAACAUGGCCACUCCAAGCUGGUCUGGUGUGCUCUUGUUGGGAGAACCUUCUACUACUAUCGGAGCCAUGAGGACAAGCGACCCCUGGGCCAUCUGCCUGUGCGGGAUGCACGCAUAGAGGAAGUAGAUCGAUCCUGUGACUCAGACGAAGACUAUGAGGCUGGCGGAACCAGGCAGUUGCUCUCCUCCCACUGCACCCUGGUGAUUCACCCCCGAGAGCACAGCCCUACCUACCUCCUCAUUGGCACCAAGCAUGAAAAGGACACGUGGCUUUACCACCUCACGGUGGCUGCAGGUGGCAGCAGUGCCCGGGUUGGCACUGCCUAUGAGCAGCUCAUUGGGAAACUGAUGGAUGGGGAGGGAGACCCAGAGUGGGAGUGGAGGUGGGAGGCAAGUUCCCUCACCCCUGGUGCUGUGCUUUGGGCAGAUUCCCCUCUCUGGAGGCACCCCAUGCUGUGUUACAGCAAAGACGGGCUAUACACCUCCCUCACCACCCUGCCCUCCGAGGCCCUGCAGACCGAGGCUCUCAAGCUCUUCAAGUCCUGCCAGCUUUUCAUCAACGUGCCUGUGGAAGCGGCCUCCGUAGACUAUCACGUGUCCCUGGCCCAGACGGCACUACAGGUCUGCCUGGUUCACCCCGAGCUGCAGAGCGAGAUCUACUGCCAACUGAUGAAGCAGACCAGCUGCCGCCCACCUCAGAAGUCCUCCCUCAUGCAGUGCUGGCAGCUCCUGGCUCUGUGUGCCCCACUUUUCCUGCCUCAGCACCACUUCCUCUGGUACAUCAAACAGCAGCUCCAGCGCCAUGCAGAUCCCACAAAUGAAACUGGCCAGUAUGCCACCUACUGCCAGCGGGCAGUGGAGCGGACUCUACAGGUGGGGGAGCGGGAGGCCAGGCCGUCACGCAUGGAAGUGGUGUCCAUCCUGCUGCGCAACCCCUUCCACCACUCCUUGCCCUUCAGCAUCCCCGUGCACUUCGCCAAUGGGACUUACCAGGUGGUUGGUUUUGACGGCUCCUCCACAGUUGAUGAGUUCCUCCAGCGUCUGAACCAAGAGACGGGCAUGAGGAAGUCAUCCCACUCUGGCUUUGCCCUCUUCACAGAUGACCCUUCUGGCAGGGACCUGGAACACUGCCUGCAGGGGAGCAUCAAGAUCUGUGAUGCCAUCUCCAAGUGGGAACAGGCCCUGAAGGAGCUGCACUCUGGAAAGGCUGAGGGUGGCACACGUGUGGUGAAGCUGAUGUACAAGAACAGGCUGUACUUUCGGAGUCAAGUCAAAGGGGAGACGGAGCGGGAGCGGCUGCUGCUUGCCUCCCAGACUAGCGGGGAGAUAGUGGCAGGGAGGUUUCCUGUCAACAAGGAGCUGGCUCUCGAGAUGGCUGCCCUGAUGGCCCAGGUAGAAUAUGGAGACUUAGAGAGGCCCACCCCACCAGGCCCUGGGAGCACACCCCCUGCCAAGCUUCAGCAUCACCUCCAACAAGUCCUAGACAGGUUCUACCCAAGGCGCUACAGACACGGGGCACCCCCUGAACAGCUGAGGCACCUGGCAGAUCUGCUGACCACAAAGUGGACCGCACUGCAAGGCUGCUCCCCUCCUGAGUGCAUCCGCAUCUACCUGACAGUGGCCCGGAAAUGGCCUUUCUUUGGUGCUAAGCUUUUUGCUGCUCAGCCUGCACAGCUGUCUUCCAAGGAGAAUGCUCUGGUGUGGAUUGCUGUGAAUGAGGAUGGGGUCAGCAUCCUGGACCACAGCACUAUGCAUGUGCACGUCACUUACCCCUACUCUUCAGUAAUGACCUUCGGUGGCUGCCGGGAUGACUUCAUGCUUGUGAUCAGAUCCAUUCUGGACCAGAGCUCUGGAAAAGGCCACACUGAAAAGUUGCUCUUCCGGAUGGCUGCUCCCAAGAUUGCAGAGGCUACCUUCAUCAUGGCCAGCUACAUGAACCAUUGCUCUCCAACUGUGAACCCACCUACGAACCCACCUGCUGCCCGCCAGCUACGGGAACUGGACAGACAGCAGCUUUUUGCUUCUGUUCCAUGUGCUGCCAGAGGGCCAACGUUGCUGUGAAUAUUUCUCCUACCCCUUUCCCCCUCCAACCACCUGGUGCCUCUGUGAUUAGAGAUUGGUGUCCUGGGGUGUGAUACUACUGUGAUGGGGUCUAACAGCCCUCCCCCAGCCUGUUCUGUGAAAUGUGUUAUUUCACUUUCCAUGAAGCCUUCAUUCUCUAGGUGCCUUAUCAUGUUUCAGGGCCCAACUUUUAAAAAUCCAGACCCAGUAUAAAAACCACUUUUUUUCCCACAAGAAUACUGAGCUCUGGAUGCUGCCCGAUUCUAGAUACAAGACUGGGAUGGUCCAUGUUACUAGUUACUAAGGGCGUCAGUGCCAUAAGUCAGAGCUUUCUGCACUGAUACUCUUAGGAAGGAUGGUAUCUUUUAUAUUGUAUAUGGUCCUUAUGUGGGGAUUUAUACUUGAAGUUUUCCCAACAUCCCUGAACAAGACAGGACUAAAAUUUCCAAUUCACCUGAACUGUGACAAAAGCCUAGAACUCACUAAAACUGGACUUCCCUUUCCAGAUGGGAAAGGUAUUGGCAGGGCUAGAGGAAAAGGAAUAGACUCACCUUUCCCCUUCCCCACUGCAAAUGAGUAGGCAUUUGCAGUGCCCCUCUGGGGCAAGAGUUCCUAUCUUGGAAAAGGCACUAUCCCUGCUGAGAUUCAAGCUGUUCUCCCUCACACUGGACUGUGAGCCCAACUGGGUGCAAGCAAGGUCAGGGAGUUAAGUCCAAUCUGACCUCUCCCUGUCUCAUUUUAAUGACUGGCCAGGGCUCAGCAAAGGCUAUGCUUCCUGCUGUAGGAUGGGGUGGUCACCAGUGGUUUCCUUGCUCUUUGAAAAACCCAAGCAAAUGCACUCUGUUUUUUGCUGUUUUGUGAGGCCAUCAUAGAUGAGUCAGAAACAGAAUCCAGGCUCAUGGGCCUGAAAUUGCUCCUCAGGACUCAAUGGUGAACUUCUGCUGGGAAUUAGUCCAAGGGCAGAAGGUACACAGGUGAUACCUGUCCUAGCCUGAGAGCACCCUGGUGAUAUAUCUCCCCAUCUGCAACUGAGGCCUUCUGUUGAGUGCAGAGGAGAUGAUCUUUGCCUCCACCCUCCCCUAACAGAAAACAGAAAGACGAAAGAGUUCAUUUAUACUCUGAUUCUCUGCCAUUGGAGAAGCUGAGCUUUAUUUCAUAGCUCUAAGGCAGUCUCACCAUUUAUCAAUCAAGGGCUGAAAACUGUGUGGCUUGAGCAGGAGCAUCCAGAAACCAAGCCUUUGACUUCCACAAAGUGUGUGUGUGUUGCACACUGCAAAACCUUCAAGGUUGGAACUAGUUCAUCUGAACACCUCAGCUGCUAUAAGCUUCCCCCCUCUCACCCUUUAAACUGACAAACAUUGGAAAAAAAAAAAAAAAGCACAUUAGAGCAUCUGUCUUUUAAACUUGACUUUGCAAGGCUGGCAAUUUACAGCCGUCUCCCGUUUCUGUUGCUGCCUUUCCCCCAGGAUGAGAUCUAGCUGAGACAUUUCUACCUCGAACAACUCAAACAUCACAUGUACCACAGUCUCCUGAAUAACCCCUCCUGAGCUCAUUGAAAAGGAAUUACAGCUCUAGUUUUAUAAUAUCCUGAAUAUCUCUAACGCCCAUGAGGAUAAUAUUAUCUACCUGGGAAUUAAAAAAAAAAAAAAAAAAAAAAAAGGAUCCUAAGGAAAAAGCAAGAAUGGAGCUGCGUUCACACUGAACUUGGGGGUCAAGCUGUUUCCCCCACCCUAGCUCCUUCCCAGCCUUUCAGGAAUCCUCCCAUAGUGUAUUAAGUACAGAAGAUACUGCCUUAUAAUCAAAAGCUUCUGCGGUUUGUGUGUUUAUCCUCCUUUAACCUGUCUGGAAACCAAAGUCGAAUUUCUGUCUGGUCUUUUGUCCCAUCCCUCUUGGCAGAAGAAGUGUUUGAAACCAUAGACAAUGCUGAGUAACAAGAGUAUUAAUGUGCUUGACAUCCAAGACUGAAAUGCCGUGUUCAAUGUCAAUAAAAAGCAACUGUCUGUGAA
This is a messenger RNA of Leopardus geoffroyi (Geoffroy's cat), 6492 nucleotides long. RefSeq names its product pleckstrin homology, MyTH4 and FERM domain containing H1 (gene PLEKHH1). NCBI's taxonomy places the organism in Eukaryota, Metazoa, Chordata, Mammalia, Carnivora, Felidae. Gene Ontology annotation, cellular component: cytoskeleton. Bases 329 to 4486 code for a protein of 1385 amino acids. The transcript has 29 exons. The record is from RefSeq and is a predicted model, not a curated record.